Messenger RNA from Ceratitis capitata (Mediterranean fruit fly), 7082 nucleotides. RefSeq names its product receptor-type guanylate cyclase Gyc76C. Gene Ontology annotation, molecular function: peptide receptor activity; guanylate cyclase activity; ATP binding. Gene Ontology annotation, biological process: receptor guanylyl cyclase signaling pathway; intracellular signal transduction; cGMP biosynthetic process. Lineage: Eukaryota; Metazoa; Arthropoda; Insecta; Diptera; Tephritidae. The record is from RefSeq and is a predicted model, not a curated record. The transcript has 16 exons. The coding region runs from base 877 to 5805 and encodes 1642 amino acids.
AUUGCAGCUGAACGUUCAAUAGCAGCCAAUACACGAACUGAGCUUAUUAUCGGCGGCGAUACUUCUCCUUUGUCGUCGUCUUUGCUGCGCCUUUUGCGUUGUGAACUGAAUGAGCGGCGAGCGUUGCGUACAUUCAGUAUUAUUCUAUUCGUCUGCGAUAAAAGUUGCGAGUAAAUGCUUGGCUCUGUAUUUUGAUAGAUACAUAUGUACCUAUACCAACUAGAUAUGUUUCCAAUUUCAAUUUCGUGGUCUCUACUGGUAUCUGUUGGCAGUGUGUUUUAGCUUACGUUUUUUUUUUUAGUGCGGUCGUUGUUGUUGUGCGGUUUAUAUUUGCGUCGAUACAUCAGUUGAACGUCGGUGGUCGGUUCAAUCAGCUUAGCUACAGUUACUUACUUACAUACAUACAUACAUACAUACAUACAUAUGUAUUACAAUAUACUACAUAUUAUGAAAAGUGUGGAAAAACGUUGUUGCGGUGCCGGAAUUCAUUUGAGGAAAUAAUAAAACAAUGGUUAACAAUUCAAAGCAACAACAGCAACAUCAGAAACUAUCCACUGUGAAUUUGUGGCAUUUAUAUGUGUAAUAACAAGUAUACAUACGCAUACAUAAAAGAAUAAAUAGCAAAAUUCGUGUACGAAUACCAUAAAAGUGCGGAGAAAAAGUGAAAAGUAUAACAGUAAUAGCAACAAUUGUUAUUGUCACAAUAGUGCAAAUUGUAAAUUACAAUAACAAAGUUAUAACAACAUCCAGCGAGUUCUAAGCCCAUAGCAAAAUAUCACCAAAACAAGCACGUGCGCUGCAACAAUAACAACAAUAUCGCAGCUAAAAAAUUCUCCCUCAUAGGUGUCGCGCUGAACGGCCCCGGCCUAAGGGGCCAUGACGCGUUGGCCCUUUCAUUAUGUAUUAUUGCUCUCGGUGGCAGUAUUCUGUGUACCGGGUGUUAUAGCGUUGCGCGACGAACAAAAUAGGACCAUACUCAAUGUUGGCUAUCUAACAGCCAUUACGGGUGAGCUAAUGGACAAGCAGGGUCUGGCCAUUUCAGGUGCACUCACAAUGGCUUUAGAUGAGAUCAACGACGACGCCAAUUUGCUGCCAAAUGUUAGACUGCAACUGCGCUGGAAUGACACAAAAGGUGACACAGUAACUGCUACCAAAGCCAUAACCGAAAUGAUAUGCGAUGGCAUUGUGACGAUAUUCGGUCCGGAGGGUCAUUGCUAUGUGGAGGCUAUUGUAUCGCAAAGUCGCAACAUUCCAAUGAUAUCAUAUAAAUGCGCUGAAUACAGAGCAUCUGCCAUACCGACAUUUGCACGUACAGAGCCGCCAGAUACGCAGGUAAUUAAGUCAGUCAUUUCGCUAUUACGUUACUAUGGCUGGAAGAAAUUCUCCAUUCUGCAUGACGAGCUAUGGACGACAGUUGCCGAUUUGCUCAAAGAACAGGCGACCAAAAGGAAUAUGACAAUAAAUCAUAAGGAAUCAUUUCUAACAAAUAUGCCAAAAUGUUGUGCAUUAGGGUUGCCAUGCUGUCGUACCAGUUUCUGGUAUCAGACUGUACAAAAUACUAUGAAUCGUACCCGCAUCUAUGUAUUCCUUGGCUCGGCGAGCUCACUGGUCGACUUUAUGCUUUCCAUGGAAACGGCCAAUUUAUUCCUCAAAGGUGAAUACAUGGUCAUCUUUGUCGAUAUGAUGCCCUAUACACCAAAAGAAGCCGAAAAGUAUUUACGCAAACCGGAACAUGUGGAGGCGAUGAAGGUUUGCCAUGAGACGGAGAGUUUCAAGCAAUUGGCGCGCAGUUUGCUAGUCGUGGCGUCGACGCCACCAACGGACAGUUAUGAAGAUUUCACGGCGAGAGUGCGUCAAUAUAAUUCAAUGAAGCCGUUCGAUUUCGUUGUGCCAUCGUUAUUUUAUCAUAAUAAAUAUCUUAAGUUUGUUUCUAUAUAUGCCGCUUACCUCUAUGAUUCCGUUAAGCUCUAUGCCUGGGCGUUGGACAAAUUGCUGCGCCAGGAGGAGCGCAUACUAACGGAUGAUGUGAUAUACGAUGUAGCUAGUAAUGGAACUAGAAUAAUUGAGACUAUUAUCAAAAAUCGUACUUAUAGAAGUAUCACCGGAGCAACCAUUAAAAUAGACCAGAAUGGUGAUUCCGAAGGAAAUUUCUCCGUGCUGGCCUAUAAGCCACACAAACACUAUUUUAGUGAUAAUGUGUCCUGUAAUUCGCAUAUGGUGCCCGUAGCCUAUUUCCAACAAGGGGAAGAUAUUCCAGAAUACAAACUCAUAAAUGGCUCUGUACGCGUUGAUUGGCCUUCGGGCGGUGAUCGUCCAUUCGAUGAGCCGAUGUGUGGUUUCGCCAACGAGUUGUGCAAGAAAGACGAUCGACAUAUCACGUCGGUGGUAGCGGCUGGUGUACUUGGUUUGCUGUUAUUCUGCGCUGGAGUCAUCACUAUGAGCAUUUAUCGAAAGUGGAAAAUCGAAUUGGAGAUCGAGGGUCUGCUGUGGAAAAUUGACAUAUCAGAAAUAAAGGGCUACUCGGGCAAUGACAUUGUCGCAUCGCCAAGUAAGCUGAGUUUAGUGAGUGCCCAAUCGUUCGGUUCCCGUUGCUCAAAUCAAGUAUUCACCUCGACGGCACGACUGCGCGGCGCUGUCGUACGCAUCAAAGAGUUGAAGUUCUCACGAAAGCGCGACAUCUCGCGUGAAAUAAUGAAAGAAAUGCGUUUGCUGCGCGAAUUGCGGCAUGAUAAUAUCAAUAGCUUUAUUGGGGCUUGUGUGGAGCCGACACGUAUACUACUAGUCACCGAUUACUGUGCCAAGGGCAGUCUCUACGAUAUCAUCGAGAAUGAGGACAUCAAGUUGGAUGAUCUGUUUAUUGCUUCGCUCAUACACGAUUUGAUUAAGGGUAUGAUUUACAUACAUAACUCACAGCUGAUGUAUCAUGGCAAUUUGAAAUCCUCGAAUUGUGUUGUGACCUCACGUUGGAUGUUGCAAGUGGCCGAUUUCGGGUUGCACGAGCUGAGAAACUGUGCCGAAAGUGAAUCCAUAGGCGAACAUCAACACUAUAGAAAUCAAUUUUGGAAAGCACCCGAAUUGUUGCGUGACCCCAGCGUCUAUGGCACACAAAAGGGUGACGUCUAUGCAUUUGCCAUAAUUAUGUACGAGAUUGUCAGUCGCAAGGGUCCCUUUGGACAGGUGGCCUUCGAACCAAAAGAGAUAGUCGACCGCGUGAAAGAACUACCCAUGGAUGGUAGCAUACCGUUUCGACCCGAACUGGAGUGCAUAAGAGAACACGAGCUGUGCCCGGACUAUGUGUUGGACUGCAUUAAGGAUUGCUGGAGCGAGGAUCCAGAAAUAAGACCGGAUUUCCCCACAAUAAGGAAUCGUUUGAAGAAAAUGCGUGGUGGUAAAACCAAGAAUAUUAUGGAUCAAAUGAUGGAAAUGAUGGAGAAAUAUGCCAACAACUUGGAGGAAAUCGUCACCGACCGCACGCGUAUGUUGUGUGAGGAAAAACGAAAAACUGAAGACUUGCUGCAUCGUAUGCUGCCACGUACUGUGGCGGAGAAGCUGACAAUGGGUCAAGGCGUCGAGCCAGUGUCCUACGAUCUGGUCACCAUCUACUUUAGCGACAUUGUCGGCUUUACCGCUAUGUCCGCGGAGAGUACACCACUGCAGGUGGUAAACUUUUUGAAUGAUCUCUAUACGGUGUUUGAUCGUAUCAUACGCGGUUAUGAUGUGUACAAGGUGGAGACCAUUGGUGACGCCUACAUGGUGGUCUCCGGGCUGCCGAUUAAGAAUGGCGAUCGGCAUGCAGGCGAAAUCGCUUCCAUGGCGCUAGAUCUCCUGCACGCCGUUAAACAACAUCGCAUAGCACAUCGUCCGAAUGAAACGCUCAAAUUACGCAUCGGCAUACACACCGGUCCUGUUGUGGCCGGUGUAGUGGGUCUCACCAUGCCACGCUACUGCCUAUUUGGCGACACGGUGAACACAGCCUCACGCAUGGAAUCUAACGGCGAGGCACUGAAAAUACACAUAUCAGGUAAAUGUAAAGAGGCGCUGGACAAGCUCGGCGGUUACGUGACCGAGAAGCGUGGUCUCGUAUCGAUGAAGGGUAAAGGUGACGUAGUCACUUACUGGCUGACGGCCGCUACCGAGAAGGCUAUACAGAAGAAACCAGUCGACAUGACCGACAUGCCACCGCCACUCUUCUGUCGGCCACGUAAGAGUCCGAAACUUAACAGCGAUUCUCGUCAACCCAGCAUUGUAGGCAUGCACUACUACGCCGGUGGCUCGCGACGCACCUCAAUGAUACCGCGCACCGAUAUUGAGUCUAAUUAUAGCCUACAAGGUUCCACAUACCACGUGGCGCGCGAUUCACCGCAUUUAUCAUCGCGUCGCCAGGACCGCCCCUCACUGAAUGGGAUUGGUGGCAAUAGCAUACCGGAGCGCAUGAGUUACUAUGGCGGCUAUGCUGGCACUGGUGCUGGCGGAGGUGUGGGUUGUGGUGAUCGCAGUGGAAGUAUGGGUGAAACUUGCACGCUACUGGAUUCGGCGCACGCCUCACGCAACACGCUGGAGCAUUCCCAAACUGAAACGAACUGUGAUAAUGAUUGCGUAAAUGGGUAUGGUGACGCCGAUAGUGCUGGCGACAGUAGCGGUCUGAUUGGCGGCAUUGGUAUAACGAGCAUUAUUGGCAGUGCGCUGCAGGUAGGUGCACAACGAGCGCCACCACAUUCCGCCACCAGCUCACCCAGCCACAAACCUCUCGCCUUGGUGCGUCCACAUCGACGCAUCAUCAGUGAAAACCUGCCUGCCUCGGUCUCCAUACAGGAGUUCAGCGAUAUCAGCAGGCAUCCCACUGUGGCGCAAACGAUUUUGCUGCGUGAAACCCGCUCACUCGACCCCAUGCCAAUGCAGUUACGAAAGCGUCAUGAGCCCGUUAAAUUACCGCCGUCCAAAUUGUCUAAGAACAACUCGCGUUCGUUGGACGUAGUUACAGCGCUGGGCAUAAGGGAAAGUAAGACUACGAACUUCCAAAAUGCGAAUAUUAAUGGUAUUGAGGGCGACGAGGCGGAUGCGGAAGAAGCCGAGGACGUCGAGCCGGAUGUGAAUACCAAUAAUAUGGAUGGUGAAGACUACGACGACGAUGUUGGGCUGCUGAUGCGUGAUAACGGCGGUUUACGUUAUGGACACAGCGGCAGCCUGCAGCCGAGCAUAGUGCCCGUCGCAUCCACACUUUUAAAUCGUCGACGCAGUAGCAGUCAUGCCAGCAGCGCGUUAUCCAGCGGCAGUGCUUGUGACGGAGCUGGCCGGUCAACUGGUGCCGCAUUGCUGUCUUACAAGCAUCUUAAUAACAAUUGCAACGGCGGCAUGACCAUCGAAGAGGAUGCCCAAUCCCCGCUCCUACAGAGGCAGACAUCACUUACUAGUCCGCCAGACGAGAUUUUGGCGCUCAAGAAACGUUGGCAUUCCCUCGAAGUUCUCGAACACCCAAGCACAAAUAUAAUGACUCUCGGGAAUACCGUCAACAGCGCACGGCUUUGCGGUGACACUGGUCAUACUGCUCAUAAUAGCGUUAGCUAUGCGGCGGACAUCGAUGGUAGUCAAUCGGCAUCCAGCUCGGUGAUACCGGGCUCUACAACAACUACACGCAACGGCAGUACCUUCACGUCAUGGCUGUGGCGCAUUCUACAGGGUAGUGGCAAACGUGCAAACGAGGCAUCGUUGCGCCGCGUGGUGCCGAGCGGUGUGCAUGCGCCGCACGUCUUCAGCGAUAUGCCAACAUCAGCGGCGCUCGCGCGCGAUCGUGAAAGUAUCGUUUAGUGUAGCGGUGUAGACGAGGGGGAAGUGGUAAACAGUUUGAAACUGGCUUUUGUGUAAGAGUUUGUUGAAAAAUGUGUAAAAGGAGUAGAGACUUUGUAUGCAAAUAUUAUAUGGGCUAAAGCAUAGUAUGUUGGGGAGAAGGGAAGAGCGCAAUUAUUUUCCUCGCGAAGUCAGCGCAUCAGCGAACAACGCUGUGGGCAAAGUUUUUUUUAUGAGAAAUUAGAAGAAAGUACAUAUUUUUUAUUUCCUCUAAAAUUUUCCACACAUAUGUAUGUAUGUAUUGGAAAAAAGUCAAUAGAAAUGAUUUUUUUAUAAUUUUUUAUUCGCGGCGUUUUCUUAUUUAUUUAAACGCUACGAACGGAACACGCGUGCACUUUUUAACGGUGGUGCAGGAACUCUCAGGAAAAUAUGACGUUUCCAUAAAUUUUUCGUGUGCAAAUUGUUGGUAUUUUGAGAAACAGUUGUUGUAGUUCAUUCUAACAACAGCAAAACUAUUACAAAAUAUUGCAAAAAGAUGUCUCCAAAGAGUUUUUCUUUGUCAAACCAUAAAGCGUGUUUGUUUGAUACAAUUUUGGAAUGCAUAGAAUAUUCUUUUAGAAAACUUUGUAAAUACAGUUUUUUUUCAAAGUACAGCGCUUUUUGGUGGAACAUUUUUCAAACGAAAUUCAUUUGUGCAUAACUUUUAAAUUUUUGUUUUAAAAUCCUUUAUGUAAUAGGAUUUGAUCUCAAGCAGCACUUGUCGCACACACUUCCCACACACACAUACACACAACGAACAUAUUUCGCUAGAAAAAUUGUAGUAUAUUUCGCUCAAAGUGAAAUAUGCAUCAUUCGAUGUUUGAAAAUUUCUGCUAAUUUCAAACACAAAAUCACUACACCAAUUGACACGCUAAACAGAUCGAAAUUAUGAAAAAACUAAAGAAAUUUUAACAAAUAAAAAAAUGCAAAACUAAGAAAAAUUCAAACUAGAAGUAAACAAACAAAAAUUUAUCUAGUCAGCCGACACCAGACUAGUUUUGGUUAAAAUUAUAUAAAAGCAAAUGUGUAAAUUUAUACUAAAGUAGAAAAAAACAGUAAAUACAAAAACCGCAAUUUGCAUGUGUAAAUAUGUAAUCAACGCAUACAAGCAACACUUUUGUUUAUAUGUAUGUAUUUGAAUAUUUGUGCAAAUGAUAUACUUACAGUAAAUACAUAUGUGGAAUGUUUGAAGAAAUAUGCUCUAUACAUAUAAAUAUAUAUAUAUAUUUUUUGUUGGGACAUUUGGUCCUUUUGUGUCA